AUGGCCUCCUUCUUCGUCGAUCUCUGGGAGUCCAUCUUCACGCCGGGUCCCACGCCCAGCAUCCUCCGAGCGACAAACGUCACAUUCGCCGCCCUCCAGUUCGUCCUCGCCGCCCUCCUCCUCGCCACCUGGAGCUUGCACUUUGUCAUCCUCUCGGUCCUGUGCGGCAGCCUCUGGUGGUCCAUCAACUGGUUCGCCGCCGAGGUCGCCAUCGCGCAGGAGCAGCAGCAGCAGAUGGAGCGGAGCCUGGCCGAGGAGGAAAAGGACAAGGGGAACGAGGAGGAGCUCCGCGACGAGCACAAACCCCGGAGGAAACCGGCGGCGUCGGCAGCCGACGAGAGCAGCGAUACCGAGGUCGAAGGCUCGACGGCCGUCGCCGGCGCACCGGCCGAUCUGAGGCAGAGGCCCGCCGCGACAUCGGCCGGCAGGGCACCGAAGCUUUCGUCCGACGGGAGACAGUCAAGCGUGAGCACCGAGGAUGAGUGGGAGAAAGUUUCGGGAAGCGAGAGGGAAAAGGGAAAAUAA
Molecule: messenger RNA, 525 nt
Organism: Drechmeria coniospora
Lineage: Eukaryota; Fungi; Ascomycota; Sordariomycetes; Hypocreales; Ophiocordycipitaceae
Exons: 1
Coding region: 1-525 (174 amino acids)
Biological process (GO): vacuolar proton-transporting V-type ATPase complex assembly
Cellular component (GO): endoplasmic reticulum membrane
Source: RefSeq, a predicted model, not a curated record